UGCCAGUUACUAGCAAACAAUGGCCCAGUAGUAGUGAAGAGACUAGAGAGUGAGCUAUUAAAAAAGAAAAAGAAAAACUCCUCUUAGAUCAAAAUCGAGCCGACACUUUCGCGAUUACACUGAAUCUACUGAAAUCGAUUCAUGAGAGCUUGGAUUUGGCUAUCGGAGACUUUAGAUUUGGUGUAAUCAUCACCAUCACGCUAAAUUCUUGAGUGUAUUGAAUCUUUGAGACCGAGAUGAAGGAGGAGGAUGCCUUGCCGACGACGACGUCUACAGGUACGGCGACGGGAACAGCUAUGGCGAAUUCGAAGAAGGAUAACUCAGACUCGGCCUUGUUUGGAAGAGGCCGGUACAAGUUCUGGGCAUUUGCUGCUAUUUUGCUUCUGGCUUUUUGGUCGAUGUUCACUGGUACCGUCACUCUCCGGUUAUCCACCGGAAAUCUGAACCGGUUAUCCGACGAUCGCGGGUUUACAAAUUACGAGAACCUCGACGUUCUGGAAAUGGAGGAGAGAGAAAAAGUGGUGAAGCAUAUGUGGGAUGUAUACACUAACAGUCAUCGGAUCAAAUUGCCUAGAUUUUGGCAAGAGGCGUUCGUAGCUGCUUACGAAGAACUCACCAGUGAUGUUCCUGGGGUUAGAGACGCUGCUUUUGGUGAAAUCGCCAAGAUGUCCGUUGAGUCUAUCCCUCUUGAUCCACCUCCCUCUCGAUCAAUGGACGCAAGGGAAUUGAGAAGAAGCUUGAAGAGAAUUCCACACAAGCCAGCAGCGAGUAGCUGAUGGUGAUAUUGGUAACACACCUUUACAUAUAAACCUACGAUCAUUUCUACUUGCAGCCAAAAGAUGAACACUACGAAAUGGAUAGUUCAAUUUUGGGAUAUUCAUAUUCUUGAUCAAAUUGCUCCUUUUGCAUUGUAUUGAUUGGUAAUUACAUAGAGCUGCUUUUAUAAAUAUAUGUACACUCAUGGAUACUUAUGAUAUAUGUCUUCUUCCGAGA
This is a messenger RNA of Eutrema salsugineum, 993 nucleotides long. RefSeq lists its product as uncharacterized. Lineage: Eukaryota; Viridiplantae; Streptophyta; Magnoliopsida; Brassicales; Brassicaceae. The record is from RefSeq and is a predicted model, not a curated record. The transcript has 3 exons. Bases 237 to 776 code for a protein of 179 amino acids.